This is a messenger RNA of Limulus polyphemus (Atlantic horseshoe crab), 1967 nucleotides long. Its product is annotated as major facilitator superfamily domain-containing protein 4A-like. The annotation marks the transcript as partial. The record is from RefSeq and is a predicted model, not a curated record. The transcript is spliced from 9 exons. NCBI's taxonomy places the organism in Eukaryota, Metazoa, Arthropoda, Merostomata, Xiphosura, Limulidae.
GCUCUUCAUUUCUUCUACGGAGUAGGGGCCUUCUUAAGCCCGAUGAUAGCUCAACCUUUUUUACUGAACGAAGACUGUUCUCCUUUUAUUGACAAUGCCACAGAAUCCGUGGCCGAGCCCGAGGAAAACAUCACCCUACCAGCCACUACAUUGGCCGAAGCUCAGAGAAAAACACACAUAGACUUUGCUUUCUGGAUUUUGGCAUUACUAAUGGUACCAGUUGUCAUCCUCUCCUUGACUCUAGUAGGAAAACAAAUACACCAAAAGAUGUUUCAAGUAAACUCGGUAGAAGCAACAGCAAAGAAGCCAAGUCAAUACGAAAGUAUGGAUAGUGAAACAUCCAUUCAUGAAGAUAAAGAAGUCGGAACACCUGCUACGACGUUCCAGGUGAUCCUGGUGACACUUUUGUGUUGUGGCGUUCUAUUUCUGUACGACGGCCUGCAGGCAGGCUAUGGGGGAUAUAUCUACUCAUAUGGUGUGAAAGGUCCAGCGCGACUGCAGAGAUCUGAAGCAGCUUACUUGAAUGCUUUGUUCUGGGGAGUGUUUGCUGGUGGGCGACUCAUUUCUAUCGCCUUGGCAACAAAACUCUCCCCGGCAUUCAUGUUGCUAAAUAACAUUGUAGGGUGCACGAUAGGAAUGAUUCUGAUGAUUAGUUUUCCUAGCAGCCAGACAGCGCUGAUUUUCGGGACUUGUUUGGUGGGAGUUUUCAUGAGCAGCGUUUUCCCGACAGCGCUUUCCCUUACUGAACAGUACAUACACAUCACCCCGACCAUUACCAGUGUUCUUGUAUUUGGAGCUGCUGCAGGGGAAAUGUCCAUGCCGGUUAUCAUUGGUCACGAAUUUGACAGAGCUGGUCCAAUUAGCUUCGUCGUUACUGGAGUGGUGUUAUGCUUUCUAUCGGUAAUUGUGUAUGUAGCGUUGUGGUUGGCCGGUCACAGUAUCAUACGCUUUUCAGCCUCAACCGGGCUGGUAGGAUUCCUUAGUUCAUGUAUCCCUCGCAAGGAUUCGGCUGAGAGAGAGGACUCGGGGUUGAUGAGGAAGCACGUGCGCUACUACUCACGUAUGACGUCAGAGCUAUCAGAAAGCAGCCUUGGGGACCAGUACAACGACACUACUUUCACAGAGGCUGACCCCACGAGAGAUAAACGUUAAAACCGUUGUUUCCCACUCUUUAUCGUGGUUCUUUAAGCUAUUUUUGCUUUUAUAAAAUUGUCUAUCAAUUUUUCAAUAGUAUUUUUUUUCCUCAUGAAUGUGUCCUUUGCUGUUCACUGGGUUCCUCCAGUUAUAAUCUAAAAAGAUUGUUUCACAAACAUUUGGCCACAACAACAGUGUUAGACGCGAUCACUAGAAGUUAAAAAGAACAACAAAAACCAUGUGGCGGUUUUUGACAUAUACCGUGCUACUGGAAAUACGUCAUAAUUUUACUCAAUACAAUGAUGCCAUUGUUAGUUACUGAUAAGUGCACCCCAUAUUAUAGGCAGUACAUUAAUGGUGUCCUAACCAAACUGAGUUUCAAACCGUUAGCUAGGUCAAUCCUUAAAAGAAAAAACUAGGUCUUUCCACGCUGUUGCAACAGAGUUACAGAAGAUAUCGUCAGAAGAACACUUUCCAAUUUCGUGAUUUCCUACAUGUCUAAUUUUGGUAAAUAUGUUUCUGUUCGGAUAUAUUGUUAUGCCUAGCAACUUUUGCCAAAUAUUAAAAAUAUCGAGAGGUUAUGCAUGAUAUGAUAACAUUAGAACUGAUUCUUGUAUUUCUUGUAUCAAGAGGUUAGUACUCUUUUCAAGAUAUUUAAUCUCAGUUGUUUUACUUCUGUUAAAGUUAUUCAUUUACUGUAUGCAAUCGAAAGGGAAAUAAAAAUUAGGUUAUGAAAUAUAGGUCAAUUCAGGAUGUUGAUUUAAAGAUUAUUUCUGGUUUUAUUUAUGUAUAUCUAAAUAUAUAUAUGUAGAUAAAAUAAUACCUUGUCUGGA